CGUGUAUCAACAAAACGUUGAACGUUGGACGGGCGACCACAUCACAAAGCACCAAUAACAAGUGAUUUAACUACAUUUUAUAAACAAGAGCUACAAGACUAGAAAGUGAAGUUGAAAACAAACCAGAUGAAGACUUGUUUUUUGAAGCAAUUAGUAUAGACAAAAGGACAUUUAACAAACAUUCAAAAGCAAACCGAAUAAGUAGGCCUACUUUUAACGGACAUUCAGAAGCAAACCUAAGCCUACCUAAACACCGAAAUCGUGUGUUGUUGAAUGUCAGAAAUCAACAAAAGCACGCCCAUUUGAUUUUUUGUGUAAACUUCCUGGUUUUAAAAUAUACUUCUAUUCUCAUACUAGUGACGCAGUAUGCAGCAGCAAUUGACGAAAUGCAUCCUUAUUCUUGCUUGGACAAUGGCAAUUGGAGCACAGUGUCCUUCGUGGUUUAAGUGUUCAGGUACACAAUCGUGUUACCUGAUAUACCCCACUGACAAUGGUUGGAAAUAUCAAGAUCCAGACGAAAGAAUUCGUAACGCAGAAAAUGAUGUAUAUGCAUCACCGAACUGCUACAAAUUUAUAAGAAAAACGAUCGACAGAAGUUCAUGUUUUGAUGCUCAGCGUGAAUGUGAACAAGUAGGUGGCAACAUCACCGUAAUCAACAGCACCGACGAGUACGAGCAGUUGACAAACAACGUGCUACAUGUCCUAAAAAACAGGGACGAUAGUACAUUCAAUAUUCAUGUCCAAAACCUGCCACGGGAUGACAUACGUAUGGGAUGUGCAACAAUUGAAAUACAUGAUGGACCCGGUAUAAUAAAUAAUGUAUACACUACAAAUACCGAUUGCGACGAGACUUGUAUGGUAGACACUAUCGUUUGCGAGUCCACGGAUUUUAAUACGGAAAUAUGUCCAAUACAAGUAACCGAAGUGGCGCAAACAACAACGGUACAACAAACAAUGAGUGUCUUUACCACAGUCAGCAAAUCAUUUGUUACAGAAGAAACAACAGAAAAAUACACAUCGAUGGUGUUUAUGCAUCCAUCAAAAGGAAACCAAUCUGAAAUAGAAACUGGUCCUGGCGUACCGAUAGUUGCUAUUAUUAUGUCAAUUGUCGUGAUCACAAUCGCAAUCAUUUUAUUAGUGCUAUUGUUUAUGCGACGCUCACAGAAAAGAAAAAGAUCAAGAAAUUCCCUUGGUCCGAAUCAGCAUUUACAGUCAACAGGCCUACCAGUCGAUAAAGAUGGAGCCACCGUCUCUUACUCCGAUGGUGGUGUCGUCCACAAAUACUCAACAGCAGAGGACCAUCAAGAUCGGAGCGAAGCAUACAACAUACUUGAUGCAAAAUACAUACAUUCACCAACCGUGGUUGUCAAUGAUGUAUAUGGGUCAUUCUUCACUAAUGUGCCAUUUUCCAGUCCAACAAAUAGUGCACAAGAUCAAGAACAUGAUAUACUUAGGCCUAAUGGCAUGGAUUCGGGAGCCGCGAAACAAAACGGAUUAGGUGGUGGUGUGUAUGCCGUACCAAAUAAGAAGGCAAAAGCACAUAAUGGGGAAACAAAUCAAGAUGUAGACGAACCCUAUGCUACGCUUGAUGCUGAUGACAUGCAACCAGUGUCAGAACACCAUGAAAGAGAGUCUGAUAACGCUUUUGACGAUGCAUUAUAUGUUAACGCAAAUGCACAUUGUCUGCAAGAUGAAGGUGAAGCCUAUAAUGCCCUUAAUGCUGCAGACAUGCAUUCAGACCGAGACAAUUCAGGUGACGUAUACGACGUGCCAUACAAGGAGACAGGUGACCGUCAAGAAGAUCAUGGUAACGUCUAUGAUAUGUUGAAUAGGGCAGAAGUUCGUUUAGGCAACGAAUAUGACAAGCUAAAUGCUCCAGAUAAUAUGGCGCCAAAAGACGACAUGUAUUCGUAUGUGGAAACUGCGGUAGGCUGUGGAAUUGUGACAAUGUCGCCUGGAGAAGAAGAUCAUGCUUAUGACAAACUACAGCGCAAUACAAAACUUGAUGGCGCUUCAAUAAAUGGCAAUAAUUAUAAUACACUCCAGUAA
Messenger RNA from Anneissia japonica, 2049 nucleotides. RefSeq lists its product as uncharacterized. The coding region runs from base 367 to 2049 and encodes 560 amino acids. Lineage: Eukaryota; Metazoa; Echinodermata; Crinoidea; Comatulida; Comatulidae. The record is from RefSeq and is a predicted model, not a curated record. The transcript is spliced from 6 exons.